GACAACCUCGCUCGAGAUCGUUCCAAGAUGACCAAGGGUACGACCUCGUUUGGUAAGCGGCACACCAAGACGCACACCCUGUGCCGUCGCUGCAACAAGCGCUCGUUCCACCGCCAGCACAAGACGUGCGCGUCGUGCGGCUACCCUGCCGCCAAGAUCCGUUCGUACGAGUGGGGACAGAAGGCCAAGAGGAGAAAGACGACGGGCACUGGCCGUAUGCGCCACAUGAAGGACGUCCCUCGCCGCGCCAAGAACGGUUUCCGCACCGGUGUCGCCACGAAGAAGGUCGCCGCCUCGGCUUAAAGCUGAGGAGCACUUCGAAUUCGACGUGGCAGGCUUCGUGUAGACUAGCAUCAAACGACAGAGGAGGAAGAGGUCCACAUCCAUAUCUCAGCGGCGCAGCGAUUCUGGCUGUGGUCACCAUCAUCACAUUCCUCCCCUUACUGUUCCCUUCACUUCCAUCUUCGGGCUUCUCGUACGUCCACUCAACAAAAUGGCACUAUGACCUACGCACUCAUUUUUCGGCAAUGCUGCCAGCACUUUCUCAUUGUCUGUCAUUCUCGAGCAAACGUCCGGACUUGGAGGGGCUGCUGCUGCUGCAUUGUAUGAUUGAUUUGAUUCAGGAUGAGAGAAUCAUGUCAAAGGCCCAG
Acaromyces ingoldii is the source of this 650-nucleotide messenger RNA. RefSeq names its product putative RPL37A-ribosomal protein L37.e. Gene Ontology annotation, molecular function: RNA binding; structural constituent of ribosome. Gene Ontology annotation, biological process: translation. Gene Ontology annotation, cellular component: cytosolic large ribosomal subunit; ribosome. The coding region runs from base 28 to 303 and encodes 91 amino acids. NCBI's taxonomy places the organism in Eukaryota, Fungi, Basidiomycota, Exobasidiomycetes, Exobasidiales, Cryptobasidiaceae. The record is from RefSeq and is a predicted model, not a curated record. The transcript has 3 exons.